Molecule: messenger RNA, 582 nt
Organism: Ailuropoda melanoleuca (giant panda)
Lineage: Eukaryota; Metazoa; Chordata; Mammalia; Carnivora; Ursidae
Product: olfactory receptor 5A1
Exons: 1
Biological process (GO): G protein-coupled receptor signaling pathway
Cellular component (GO): membrane
Molecular function (GO): olfactory receptor activity
Source: RefSeq, a predicted model, not a curated record
GCAGCCAUCUCCAAUCCCCUGCUCUACACGGCCAUCAUGUCCCAGGGCCUCUGUACGCGCAUGGUGCUUGGGGCAUAUGCCGGUGGCUUCCUGAGCUCCCUGGUCCAGGCCAGCUCCAUAUUCCGGCUCCACUUCUGCGGACCCAACAUCAUCAACCAUUUCUUCUGUGACCUCCCACCAGUCCUGGCACUUUCUUGCUCUGACACCUUCCCUAGCCAAGUGGUGAAUUUUCUCGUGGUGGUCACUGUGGGGGGGACAUCAUUCCUCAUCCUCCUCAUCUCCUACAGUUACAUAGGAGCUGCUGUCUUGAAGAUCCGCUCAGUGGAAGGCCGAAGGAAAGCCUUCAACACAUGUGCCUCGCACCUGAUAGUGGUGACUCUAUUAUUUGGGACGGCCCUUUUCAUGUACCUGCGACCCAUCUCCAGCUACUCACUUGGCAGGGACAAGAUGGUGUCUGUGUUCUAUUCGCUGGUGAUCCCUAUGCUGAACCCUCUCAUUUACAGUUUGAGGAACAGAGAGAUCAAAGAUGCCCUGUGGAAGGUGUUGGAGAAGAAGAAAGUGUUUUUCCUAGUUCAUGAUUGA